ACGCUCAUGGGAAGCUACAUGUAUUGACCAUCCUGCGGGCGCUCUCCCAAGGCUCUUCUGAUUCUUCAAGUCCUCUUUCUCAUCAACGUUUCAUUGACGCUUUGAUAUCACACUUCCAAGGCUCGCACAUACAAGCGGGUUCAAAGAUGGCAAAUCCUCAACAGUACACCAUUGGGUGGAUUUGCGCCAUCACCACUGAGUUCGUCGCCGCCCAGGCGUUCCUCGACGAGAAACAUGAGCCUCCCCAGAUGCUUGCUCGCAACGACAACAACACCUAUGCUCUAGGACGAAUAGGGAAGCACAAUGUGGUCAUGCCUACACUGCCAAAGUCCUCUUAUGGAGCCACUUCGGCUGCGGCGGUGGCACGGGACAUGGUGCACAGCUUCCCGAAUAUCCGCGCACCCAGUCAAAAACAUGAUAUUCGACUCGGCGAUGUCGUGGUUGGCUGUCCUGGUGAUGGAGAGGGCGGCAUCGUUCAAUACGAUUACGGCAAAACAAUCCAGGAUCAAAAUUUCACGGAGACAGGUCAUCUAAAUCAGCCGCCUCAGUCACUGUUAACAGCUGUGGGGGCCCUCGAGGCUGCUUUUGCUUUAAGUGGUCAUCAUAUCAACGAGGAUAUCGAAGACGCGUUUCAACGACGAAUACGAAUUCGAAAAACUCACUCGUUGCCAAACUCUUUUGCAGACAGGCUCUAUCACUGCAGCACCUCUCAUGUUGUUCCCAGACACGAACGUGCAGACGAUGAAGACAAUCCUGCCAUCCACUAUGGCAUAAUUGCUUCAGCGAAUCAGCUAAUGAAGGAUGCUGUGAAGCGAGAUAAGCUGUCUUCGGAGAGGAAUGUGCUCUGUUUUGAGAUGGAAGCAGCUGGUUUGAUGAACCAUUUCCCUUGUCUGGUGAUCCGUGGAAUUUCCGACUACGCGGAUACGCACAAAAACAAGGCCUGGCAAGGAUUUGCGGCUAUGACAGCCGCAGCAUACGCCAAAGACCUGCUCGGGCAACUCAUCCCAAGCAGGGUUGAGACUAAGGUACUGGUUGCAAAGGUUUUGAGCCUUGACGAGUCUAAAGCCGACAUCAAGGCUAUGGUGUCUGAUCAACAGAUCAAGAAAAUCCGGAAGUGGCUCAAUCCUCCCGAUACAUCGGUUAAUGUCAACAAAGCAAAAGAUCUUCGGCAUCAAGGCACAGGGCGGUGGAUCUUCAAAACUCAAGCUCUUCAAGAAUGGAACGCCGGAUCACGACAACACUUAUGGCUACCUGGUCUAGCAGGAUGCGGCAAAACAGUUCUCAGUACUACCAUACUCGAUUAUCUUUUGUCUCAAGCCGAUGGAGUUGUCUUGCAAUUCUAUUUCGAUUUCAGUGACGGCGGGAAGCAGACGUCGAGCCAGAUGCUCCGCGGACUUGUCUACCAGCUUUACGAUAUUGCGAGCCGUUACACAUCACACAAACGUGGUGCCGAUCAACCGAGAUCCAGCGACUUGUCGGAUUGCUUCUUAGCUAUGUUAGAGAAGUAUCCCCCAAAGGUCUUCAUUCUGAUUGAUGCUCUAGAUGAAUGUACCGAGAGGAAGGAAAUCCUAGCAUGGAUGAGAGACUUCGGAUCUUUUCCUGGUCUUGCGCACAUAAAGCUUCUUGUCACUGGCCGGUGUGAAGUGGAGUUUCAACAGCAAUUUCCUCUAGUGGUUGGGCCAGAUAACUGCAUGUCAUUGCAUCUGGAAUCCGUCGAUGCCGACAUUCGAUCAUAUGUCGACGCCCAGUUACGGGUCAGGGUAGGAUUUAAGAGAUGGGCCUCUGCCCCCGAAGUCCUUCAAACGAUUAGCGGGAAGGUCGGAGAUAAAGCAGACGGCAUGUUCAGAUGGGCGGCGUGCCAGCUGGACGCACUGGAAGAGUGUCUUAACCUUGAAGAAAUCGAGAGAGCCUUGGAGUCCCUUCCGAGAGAUUUGAACGACACGUACGGCCGGAUUCUCGAAAGCAUUCCAAAAAUCCGAAAGGAUAAAUCCAUACUUCUUCUACAGUUUCUCCUUCAUUCCAAAGACCCUCUCACUUUGGGAAAGACAGUGGAUUUGCUUGCUAUUCGGGGGCGAGAAUUCAAUCCAAAGUACAGGGUGCCAGACCCAACGGAGAUCCCUCUAUUUUGUCCCAGUCUCGGAGAUCAGGUAUUGGUUCAUUGUCAUUGGAUGGAAUUUAACCCGCUCAAUGCGAGCAUCCACCUGACGCACAAGCUUUUAGCGGUUCUUAUGGGGUAUUCGGAGAUUCCGUUCCACAGAGCUACCUCUAAGAUUAAUCUUGUCGGUCCAGCGGCAGGUUGGACGACAUACGCCCAACGGGCUGAAGCUGCAGACGAUAUCGCACAGGCAGCGGCCAACUUCCUUCAAAAUGAAGACUAUCGUCGGUUUUGGAUAUCUCAAACCCUUGCAACCGUUUUUAGGCUUGAAGUUAGAACCAACUUCUACAUAACCUCAGGCAAAGGCUUCUGUUGGUAUUCCUUUCACAGGGAAGUUGGUUCGAACCGUAGGGUCCUAGGGGUGACGAAGUAUCAAUAUAUCUGUAUUGAUUGA
This is a messenger RNA of Colletotrichum phormii, 2549 nucleotides long. RefSeq lists its product as uncharacterized. The transcript has 8 exons. NCBI's taxonomy places the organism in Eukaryota, Fungi, Ascomycota, Sordariomycetes, Glomerellales, Glomerellaceae. Bases 147 to 2549 code for a protein of 800 amino acids. The record is from RefSeq and is a predicted model, not a curated record. Gene Ontology annotation, biological process: nucleoside metabolic process. Gene Ontology annotation, molecular function: catalytic activity.